Molecule: messenger RNA, 381 nt
Organism: Eimeria necatrix
Lineage: Eukaryota; Apicomplexa; Conoidasida; Eucoccidiorida; Eimeriidae
Product: RNA binding protein, putative
Exons: 3
Coding region: 1-381 (126 amino acids)
Biological process (GO): mRNA splicing, via spliceosome
Cellular component (GO): precatalytic spliceosome; catalytic step 2 spliceosome; U2 snRNP
Molecular function (GO): RNA binding
Source: RefSeq, a predicted model, not a curated record
AUGCAGGCAGCGCCGCUGCUCGCCGGCCGCGGCCGCCCCCAGCGGCUCGCCCCCGAAGUCUCCCGCAUUCUUUACGUGCGAAAUUUGCCGUUCAAAAUUAACGGCGAAGAGCUGUACGACGUUUUUGGCAAAUACGGGUCUAUUCGGCAAAUCCGCAGGGGAACUUCGCCAGCCACGAGGGGAACAGCUUUUGUGGUGUAUGAUGACAUCUAUGACGCAAAAGCUGCUGUAGAUCAGCUGUCUGGAUUUAAUGUUGCAGGAAGGUACCUGGUGGUGCUGUACUACAACCCCACAAAGGCGCAGCAGCGGAGAGAUGCCCUUGAGGCUAAAGAGACUUUGGAGCGGCUGCGGGCCAACAAUUACCAGCCAACAAAAAUAUAA